This is a messenger RNA of Sebastes umbrosus (honeycomb rockfish), 876 nucleotides long. Its product is annotated as tripartite motif-containing protein 16-like. The coding region runs from base 1 to 876 and encodes 291 amino acids. The transcript has a single exon. Gene Ontology annotation, molecular function: protein binding. Lineage: Eukaryota; Metazoa; Chordata; Actinopteri; Perciformes; Sebastidae. The record is from RefSeq and is a predicted model, not a curated record.
AUGGCACAGCAAGGAACCCAGUCUGACCAGGAGAAACACUGUUUGAUGUGUUUUGAGCUAUUAGAGGAUCUGGUGGCUAUUCCCUGUGGGCACAGCUACUGCACAAGCUGUAUUAAAAGCCUCUGUGAUGAAGACACAACUGACAGCUGUCCUCAGUGCAGACAGGUCCUCAUGCCGAGGCCUGUCCUGGAGGGAAACACCAUGUUAAUAGAUUUAAAGAAGACAGGAAGCCAAGCUGCUCCAGGACCUGCAGAUAAACUACAGGAGAGUCUUAAUGAACAGAUGUUACCAACUGACACUUUACAACCAGAAGAAGAAGAGCCCAAAACCAGGGCUGACUUCUUAAAAUACUCCUGUGAAAUAACACUGGAUCCAAACACAGCAAACGCACAUCUGAUGUUGUCUGAGGGGAACCGAAAAGCAACAAACAUGGAAGAAGAUCAGGUAUAUCCCAGUCACCCGGACCGAUUCGUGGACGGGCCUCUGGUCCUGAGUAAAGAGAGUUUAACCGGACGCCGUUACUGGGAGGUGGAGAGGAGCGGAGCUGUUUCUGUUGCCAUUUCAUACAAAGAUGUCAGCAGAACGGGAACUGAAAGUAUCUUUGGAUGCAAUUACAAGUCUUGGGCUUUGGAUUGUUUCGACAGCCGUUAUAUAGUCAGACACAUGUACAUCCAUGCUGCCAAACCCCACCCUAUGUCCUCCAGAGUGGGAGUGUACCUGGACCACAGGGCAGGUAUUCUGUCCUUCUACAGCGUCUCUGAAACCAUGACCCUCCUCCACAGAUACCAGACCACGUUCACUCAGCCGCUCCAUGCUGGACUUUGGGUUCAUGGGCAUAAAUCUGCUGCCGUGUUGUGCUGUGAAGCCUCAUGUUGA